This is a messenger RNA of Capronia coronata CBS 617.96, 612 nucleotides long. RefSeq lists its product as uncharacterized. Gene Ontology annotation, molecular function: hypoxanthine phosphoribosyltransferase activity. Gene Ontology annotation, cellular component: cytoplasm. The record is from RefSeq and is a predicted model, not a curated record. The transcript is spliced from 3 exons. Gene Ontology annotation, biological process: hypoxanthine metabolic process; XMP salvage; IMP salvage. Bases 1 to 612 code for a protein of 203 amino acids. Lineage: Eukaryota; Fungi; Ascomycota; Eurotiomycetes; Chaetothyriales; Herpotrichiellaceae.
AUGGUCGAAAAAGUCUACGUCACGUACAACCAGAUCCAUAAGCUCUGCCAGAAUGCGGCGCCCAGAAUCCUCAACGAAUUCAAACCUAACCUCAUGAUCGCCAUUGGCGGAGGCGGCUAUGUCCCUGCUCGCAUUCUCAGAUCGUUCCUCAAACAACCCGGAGCACCGAACAUCCCUAUCCAAGCGAUCGGCCUCUCCCUCUACGAGCAGCUGUCCGACUCGGACGUGGUGGAAGAGCCGGGCACCAAAGUCACGCGCACGCAGUGGUUGGAUCUGUCGUCCCUGGAGAUGAAGAACCUGAUCGGCAAGAAUAUCCUGAUCGUGGACGAGGUCGACGACACCCGCACUACACUCGAAUACGCCGUCAAGGAGCUGGAGAAGGAUGUGGAAACGGCCAGGAAACAACAGGGCAGGACGGAGCCGACUAAGUUCUGCAUCUUCGUCUUGCACAACAAGGACAAGGAGAAGAAGGGUCAUCUUCCUGAAGACAUGAUCAAUGAGAACCGAUACCUGGCUGCGGUCACGGUGCCGGAUUGCUGGAUCUGCUAUCCUUGGGAGGCCACCGACAUUGAUGAGCAUGAUAGGAUGGCUGCUGAACAUGGUGUCAAAUAG